AUGCUGACUUCGAAACUACUCUCUUCCGCCCCCCACAUCGCCACUCAGAGGGCUCUACUUGUCCUUGACCUGCAGAAUGACUUUGUCAGACAGCAUGGAAAUCUGUUUGUCCCCAAUACUGCGGAUUUUCUAUCGCUCAUCCCCGACUUGGCUCGUCUUUUCCGCGGGUCGGGAGAGGUGAUUUGGGUACAGAGCGUGUUUGAAGAGCGUCGCCCCGUAGUCAAUGAAGCAUUGGGCGGAGAUGUCGUCGUGCUCGAAGACGGACCACCCGCGGGUAAUAGUACCACCACCACGUCGGCUUCACGAAAAUCGACCAAAAAACAACCAGCAGAGCCUCCGCAGCAGUCUUUACUCUCAAAUGAUCUGGAAGCCUUCCUCUCUGCCUCUGACAAAGUUUGUGCCGGCCGGCGAUGCUGUCUACCCAACUCGUCUGGAUUCCACUUCCCUGCGCCCAUCCUCACCGCCAUAGAUCCAAAUGAGGACACAGUGCUUGUCAAAUCAGAAUACUCUGCUUUUCAGGCCCAUGGCCUGCUUCUCUCCCUUCGAUCCAGGUUCAUCACCGAAGUUUUCGUCUGCGGCUCCCUUUCCAACGUCUCCGUGUACGCUACCGUGUUCGAUGCUGUCCGCCACGGCCUCGCUGUGACCCUGAUCGAAGACUGCUUGGGAUAUCGAAGCUCACUGCGACAUAGAGAGGCAAUGCGACGCAUGGCUGAUAUAAUGGGUGCAAAUGGCAUAACGAGUCGCGAACUGAUGGACGAUCAAGACUUUGCCGCCGCUUCGCCGGUACAGACACAGCCAGCCCCCUCGUUAGUUACCGGGAUCGAGAAGGAAAUAGGUACGGUUGGCCUCUCCUUGCCAAAGCAAACGAAUGCCGAUGGCCAGCCCAAGGAAGGAGGUGCUGACCAGUCGCAAGAUUUCCUUCGGACUAGCCAGCAACCCCUUGGCCGCCCCGAACAGAAAGAUUAUGUCGAACAGCAGCCGUCGUCUCGAAAACAAAAGUUGUCUCAACCCGUCGUUUGUGGCCCAGGAGACAACAUUGCAAGCGGGGACUCGCAGAUACUUUACGAUCUCCCCGUUCCUGCUGACUCCUUCCAACGCCUACGUGAUGAGGUCAACUGGCAGAAGAUGUACCACAUGUCGGGGCAAGUUCCGAGAUUGGUGUCUGUCCAGGGAGCCGUGGCAUCUGAUGGGUCGAUACCAAUAUAUAGACACCCAGCAGACGAAUCUCCACCGCUGUCUCCAUUCAGCGCCACUGUCAAUGAAAUAAGGGCCGUUGUUGAGAAGCAGCUGGGCCACCCUUUAAAUCAUGUCCUUAUACAACUAUAUCGGGACGGAGAAGAUCGCAUCUCUGAGCAUUCUGACAAGACACUCGACAUUGUCAGGGGAUCUAGUAUCUGUAAUGUCAGCCUUGGAGCACUGAGGUCAAUGACUUUACGGACCAAGGCGGACACAAAAGGGUCAACAGGCACACUAGGUGAGAACGCAAGACAAACGCAGCGUGUCCCCAUGCCGCAUAACUCGCUUUUUAUUCUUGGGGAGAAAUCGAACAUGGAAUGGCUUCAUGGUAUACGGCCAGACAAGAGGCAGGAAAAAGAAAAGACUAGAGACGAACGCGCUUUUAAUGGGGAACGGAUCUCUCUUACCUUCAGGCACAUUGGAACUUUUAUAAACCCCAAGACCGACACCAUCUGGGGCCAGGGCGCACUGUCAAAGGAGAAACGGAAUGCCGGGAAGAUUGUGCAUGGAGAGGCAUCCGAAACCGAACGAAUGAUCCGUGCAUUUGGCCAGGAGAACCAUCAAUCAGAUUUUGAUUGGGGCGAAAACUACGGGCGUGGGUUUGAUGUCGUCAAUUUCGUUACUACUUCCACCGCAAAACUGAUACCCGGGGCUUCCGACCCAACAACAGAUUUGGGGGUACGCUUAGCACUGACCGAGAAUGGAAUUCGAUACGAGAUAGGCAGUGUGCAUGAUCUCCCACCCAAACUUAUAUCUGACACUAAAGUCCGUCUAGCACGGAAAAGGCAGCCCCCUACUCUAGUAGACUCGGACGGCUCGACUAUUGUCAUGGGGGAUGUAGAAAUACUUCUGCACAUUGCUGAAAUUGCUCAUAGUCGCCUCCCGGACACGGCUCCUGACCCCGAAUCCAAAGUGGAUGGCUUGAGCUUGCAAGAAAGGCUCGACGCAGCCGAUGAACUCCACCGCACAUGGGUUUCAGCCGCUGGCGACAAUCUUGAGCAGGCCGUCGUGAAACUAUCCCUCUUCAACUCCUUAAUUCACGGGAAGUUUUAUAUAAAUGGAAAACUCUUCGGGGUGGAUGACUGCGCCUUUUGGCCUCUACUCAAGGACAUUAUAGAAUCAAAAGAUGGUAAUAAAAUGGUAGAGGAUAAAUUCCCACUCCUAACGGGGUACUAUACAAGAGUCCGGAAACGGGUUUGCGUGAAGCAGGUCAUGGAUGAGAUGGCAACGGCCGCCAGGUAG
Molecule: messenger RNA, 2478 nt
Organism: Microsporum canis CBS 113480
Lineage: Eukaryota; Fungi; Ascomycota; Eurotiomycetes; Onygenales; Arthrodermataceae
Product: isochorismatase family protein
Exons: 1
Coding region: 1-2478 (825 amino acids)
Biological process (GO): DNA alkylation repair; DNA repair
Cellular component (GO): nucleus
Molecular function (GO): dioxygenase activity
Source: RefSeq, a predicted model, not a curated record